AUGAACGUGGCUCUCCGGGAGCUUUUCUCGGCAAGGAUGCUGCAGCGAUUUGCCAUUUCCUUCUCCAGUGGGUCCAGGGGACGAGUGACUCCUGAAGUGAUCCGAUGCCUCAACAGCGCUCUGCAGGUGGGCUGCGGGGCUUUUGCAUGCCUGGAAAACACGACGUGUGACACAGAUGGCAUGUAUGACAUCUGUAAAUCCUUCCUGUACAGUGCUGCGAAAUUCGAUACUCAGGGAAAGGCCUUCGUCAAAGAAAGUCUGAAGUGUAUCGCCAACGGCAUAUCCUCCAAGGUCUUCUUGGCCAUCAGAAGAUGCUCCACCUUCCAGCGGAUGAUCUCAGACGUCCAAGAGGAGUGUUACCGCAAGCUGGACAUCUGCGACGUGGCCAAGAGGAAUCCCGAAGCCAUCACCGAAGUGGUCCAGCUGCCUAGUCACUAUUCCAACAGAUACUACAACAGGCUCGUCCGUAGCCUCUUGGAGUGCGACGAGAAGACGGUGAGCAAAAUCAAGGACAGCCUGAUGGAGAAGAUCGGCCCCAACAUGGCCAGUCUCUUCCACCUGCUGCAGACGGACCACUGUGCCCAGGUCCAGCCCCGGGCUGACUUCAACCGAAGGCGAGUGGCCGAGCCUCAGAAGCUCAAGAUCUUCUUCAAGAACCUCCGAGGUGAGGGCGCCACCACCUCCUACAUCAAACGCACAUCGGCCGAGAGCGCGUAGCCGAGGCCCCCCGCCGAGAUGGUUUCGUUUUAGGGGAGACGAUGUGCCCGCCCUGAGUGUGCCGUGCCUCCUUUACUUUUGUCAGCCUUUUCAUUUCAAAGUAGUUCCUCUUUUCUGCCCUCCUUUUCCUCCCACCCACCCUCCAGCCCUUAGAGACAACCGCAUGCAACAAGGCUUCUGUGUCCAGCGUCCCGCCAUUGCCAAGGCAACGUCCCCGAGAACUGAACAGCCUCUUCCCCGAUGGAAACCGCCCUUGUCCGUGCCCUUCCCCAAACGCCCUCCGACCCCCGCGUCCGUCCCUCCGUCUGUGCUCUCCCCCAUGGAAGGUGUGGAGCCCCCUAGAAUAGUCGUCCCCCGAGGCUUAGUCUCGCCCACACCGAGAGAUGCCGAAUGGAUGGAGUUCGUGUUAUGAAUCUGUGCUGGCCAUGGACGAAUAUGAAUGUUGUGCUUUCAGUCUGAGGGUCUCAGGCGACCUGGAUUCCUUUUGUAUUCGGGGCUCCCCUACCAAAGUGCUCAAGCCUCAUUCUCCGGCCUGUCACGUUGUGCAUUUCGAUAGAGAAUCAGACUCCUAUCUCCACGUACUGUAACUGCUCAGAGCUUUAAAAGUCUCUUUAACAAUUGUCUUAAAAACUAGCAUAUCUUAAGGUCUAACUGUGGAAUGUAAAGAGCUGAGGACU
This is a messenger RNA of Gracilinanus agilis (Agile Gracile Mouse Opossum), 1394 nucleotides long. RefSeq names its product stanniocalcin 1 (gene STC1). Gene Ontology annotation, biological process: intracellular calcium ion homeostasis. The transcript has 4 exons. The record is from RefSeq and is a predicted model, not a curated record. Gene Ontology annotation, cellular component: extracellular region. Gene Ontology annotation, molecular function: hormone activity. NCBI's taxonomy places the organism in Eukaryota, Metazoa, Chordata, Mammalia, Didelphimorphia, Didelphidae. The coding region runs from base 1 to 717 and encodes 238 amino acids.